CACUCAGUCGUGUUUUCACCUGCGGGCAACCUCAUUCCUCCUCUGGAUCGUUGGUCUACUAAACAUGGCGUCUUCUAGCGGUGAAACAGGGCAACUAACGGAUAUACUAUACAGUGUAGACCAGGUUCCCCCCUGGUAUCUCUGUGUGUUGUUGGCCUUUCAGCAAUUCCUGACAGCGUUCGGGGCUACCUUCGCCUUCCCCCUCAUCAUCAGCAGCGCCAUAUGUCUGGACGGGGACUUGGUGGGGACGGGGGAGCUCAUCAGCACCAUCAUCUUCGUCUCUGGGAUGUCCACAGUUCUACAGAGCACGCUUGGAGUAAGGCUGCCAAUCAUUCAGAGUGUCAGCUAUUCCUUCAUAGUGCCAAUUUUUGUGGUCAUGAACCUAGAGAAAGAACGCUGCCCGUACAAUUUCAAAGACGAAUGACUAUUUUUCUGGUGGUAUUGUUCUCUCAGUACCUUCGAAAUGUCUCCAUCCCCUGCCCCUGCCUAAGAGAAGGGAAGCUUGCUGUCUUCGCUCUCUUCCCUGUGCUGAUGGCAGUGAUUGUGUCGUGGGUGGUCUGCGUUAUUCUCACGGAAACAAACGUGCUCACUGAUGACCCCAAGAAAUGGGGUUACGGAGCUCGCACAGAUACCAAGAUCAAAGUACUGGAGGAAUCCGAAUGGUUCCGCUUUCCGUACCCAGGUCAAUGGGGCAAGCCCUCUGUGACUGUGGCGGCACUGUUGGGAAUGAUCGCCGCCAUUGUCGCCUCUAUCAUAGAGUCCGUGGGAGAUUACUACGCAUGCGCAAGAUUGUCCGGGGCGACACCCCCUCCAAGCAGUGCUGUAAAUAGAGGUAUCGGCAUGGAAGGCAUUACGUGUCUGCUGGCCGGGGCUUGGGGCACAGGGGCGGGCAACACGUCCUACAGCGAGAACAUCGGCGCCAUCGGCAUCACGAAGGUGGGCAGUCGAAUCGUCGUACAGCUGGCUGGCGUCAUCAUGAUCCUCCUGGGCUGUCUGGGCAAGUUUGGCGCUCUUUUUGUCACCAUCCCGGAUCCUGUUGUCGGGGGGCUCUUCUACGUCAUGUUUGGCAUGGUUGCAGCGGUGGGCAUUUCUAACCUCCAGUUUGUGAAUCUCAACUCAUCAAGGAACCUUUUCGUUUUCGGCGUGCCCCUUUUCAUUGGACUCAGCAUGCCAAACUGGGUCGCGAAUGCCGAUAAUCCUAUCGACACAGGCACUCGUGAAGAGAGGGGGCUCAAGACUUGGGACGCAGCUAAGGACAACGGAGACAGUUUAAGUUCCACUUACGACAUGCCAUAUAUUCAGCCUUUCUUAAACAGAAUCACCUGCUUAAGAUAUAUCCCAUUCUGUCCCGGAUUUGUUUUAGACAAGCCAAAGCAGCGAAUAGAGGACAUUGAGUUCACAUCUUUCGACACGCCCAAACCAACAGCAGACUACCAAAAACCCGAGAGCAAUGAGAAGGAGCAAAAUCACUAGAACAGAAAUAGACCUCAGCAAACACAUUUUUAUUCCAUUUUAUUUCACCCCUCUUAGAUGAAGACCGUAGUCCUUUGCUCUGUUCUUAAGCAUUUUGAAAGAUUGUCCCGUGCAUGGUUAACCGAGAACUGAAUUUUACUAUAAAUAUAAUAUAUGCAUGUAUCUUUUUUAUUUUACCUCCCGAUUUUUGUGGGCGGUUAUAUUUUAUUUUUUGUGGGCGGUUAUAUUCCAGUUGCUUAUUUCCGUUUGGGUUUUCCAAGAAAACACAAACUAGAAGGCAAUGUGUGUAAAGAUAUUUAGCUUGUAUUUAUACCUGUAGUUGGCAGCUAAUAAAUGCAGUAGCGGGUUUUUCCUGAAGUACAU
Messenger RNA from Aplysia californica (California sea hare), 1836 nucleotides. RefSeq names its product solute carrier family 23 member 1. The record is from RefSeq and is a predicted model, not a curated record. Gene Ontology annotation, cellular component: membrane. Gene Ontology annotation, biological process: transmembrane transport. NCBI's taxonomy places the organism in Eukaryota, Metazoa, Mollusca, Gastropoda, Aplysiida, Aplysiidae. Gene Ontology annotation, molecular function: transmembrane transporter activity.